GUGGCAGACCUCGCUGGACAUGUUCGUCGCCGAAGGAACAAACUGCGUGUGCCAAUGAAAGAGGCAUGAUCUGCCUUGCUUCUUCUUGCCGAUGGGCAACUGCUGACUUCUUUUUUGGAUCACCCCGGCCGCGUUAUCAGUGGGAUAAAAGGAAAAGCGUCUAACCGCACUGAUAGUUGUUGAUACACACACGCGUGCAUCUCCCUUAUCUGGAUUUCCUGAUUCUGUCAGAUAAUCAUGGGUAGCCUCGGGACGGAAGAGAUCACCAAGGUGGCGGCGGGGUUGGAGAAGGCUGCCUCUCACGGGACCAAGUCGUCGUUUGCGCCUCCGACGGUGCGCCACGAGGAUGCGUUCAUCUCGUACGAGCGCAUGUUGGCCGGGAGCGACGAGGGAGCAUGGCCGGCCCGCCAACAGGUCGCGGUCCCUGUGUUCGACGCGGCCGACGCGCAGGUGGACGACGUGGUCGAAGGGCUGAGGGCCGUGGGCGGCGUCGUGGUCCGGGGAAUCCUGUCGACGGAGGCGCUGGCGCAGAUUGAGCGCGACGUGCGGCCGCACCUCGAGGCCGACGUGCCCUGGGAGGCCGACAACAACUUCUUCCCGCCCUCGACGCGGCGGGCGUUUGGGCUGUGCGCCAAGUCGCGCACGUUCGCCGUCGACCUGGUCGGCAACGAGCUGUACCAGGCCGUGUGCGCGCGCUUCCUGACCACCAAGAGCUACCCGUGGUACGGGAACCGCGACACGCUCAACGUGUCGCCGCCGCAGCUCAACAACACCAUUGCCUUCUCCGUGCGGCCGGGCAACAGCUACGACCAACCGCUGCACCGCGACGACGACAUCCACUACGCCGACCGGCCGCGCGUCGACGUCUACCCGCGCACCAAUUCGCGCGAGUAUGGCAUCGGCUUCUUCGUCGCCGGCACAAAGACCUCCAAGGCCAACGGCGCCACCAGGUUCAUCCCCGCCAGCCACCUCGAGGCCACCGAGCACCCGCCCGACGAACGCUUCGCCCACUACGCCGAACUCAACCCCGGCGACGGCUUCAUCAUGCUCUCGAGCUGCUACCACGGCGGCAGCGCCAACACCACCGCCGACGAGGAACGACUGCUGUUCAGCUGCUUCAUGACCCGCGGUUGGCUGCGCCAGGAGGAGAAUCAGUACCUCGCCGUGCCGCCCGAGAUUGCCAAAACCCUGCCCGUCCGGAUCCAGAAAAUCAUGGGCUACGCCCUGAGUGACCCCAUGCUCGGAUGGCUCGAGUUCAAGGACCCCCGUAGUACAAUCGACCCCGAGGCCGAGCGCGUCGCGCACAAGAAGAACAAGUACACCUAGUAUGAGCGGGAUCAUGUGGGAGGAAAUGUACAUGUCAUGGGCACCAAUCAAUCAAUAUAGAUGACUUUGAGAGAGAGCACAAUUGGCCAUGGACUCAAAGGGCAGAGCUCUCUGGACCGAUCAUGGCAGAAAUGAGAAGUUUUUGUAUGCACG
Messenger RNA from Cladophialophora immunda, 1479 nucleotides. RefSeq lists its product as uncharacterized. Lineage: Eukaryota; Fungi; Ascomycota; Eurotiomycetes; Chaetothyriales; Herpotrichiellaceae. Bases 238 to 1326 code for a protein of 362 amino acids. The record is from RefSeq and is a predicted model, not a curated record. The transcript is spliced from 2 exons.